Molecule: messenger RNA, 887 nt
Organism: Porites evermanni
Lineage: Eukaryota; Metazoa; Cnidaria; Anthozoa; Scleractinia; Poritidae
Source: the annotation of a GenBank genome assembly
AUGCCUUUCUUUUGCUUUUCGCUCAAUUCCUAUCUUGAUUUAUUAGUAUUGGCAGUAAACUGUGGACAGGAUAAAGAGGGUCGAUUUGAAAUAAACGCGGAGAAAGAUGUAGUUGAGCUUAUCGUCCAGUCUGUACCCAAAAAUACCAAAGAAAAAGCCAUGGGGGCGUUUCGUCUGUAUGAACGGUACGCGCUGUGGAAGGAAACAUCUAUUGUCGGAGAUAUACUGGAGGUGUAUUCAGACCGAGAUACAAUGCCAGAGGAAGAUGUAAAUGAAGUCCUCAGUCAAUUCAUUGGAGAAGUCCGAAAAGACGAUGGAGCUCGUUAUCCGGGAAAAACGUUGGGCGAAUUAUUUAGUAGCUUCCAAAAGUAUUUUGAAUUGAAGGGAAGGAAAGUUAACUGAAAAUGACCUGUGGGAAAGCAAUAUUUUGGGACGCAAUAACCCUGAAACUUUAUUAAGAACAAUUUUUAAUUUGAUCGGAUGAAAUUUCGGUAUGAGGGCGGGGGAUGAACACCGCAAAAUGAGUGCAAAGCUUUCCGUUUUACCCUGAUGCUGAGGGCACAGAAUAUUUACCUUAACCCGAAGGAGUAAGUAAAAAGAACCAGGGUGGGUUAAAACAUAGAAAAUUAUGCCCGAGAAGUUGUAAAGCGUAUGCUAACGUUGAAUGUCAUGAGAGAUGUGUUGUAAGAAUUGUCGAAACUUCUAUUGAGCGAUGCCCUAAGGGAUAUCUGGAUAAUGCUUUUUACUUGAAGCCAUUGCAAAAACAGGAAAGUAAGAAUUUUUGGUUUUCUACUGUCCCUUUGGGUCAUAAUAAACUCAACUGCAUGGUCAAAACGAUGAUGGCUUUAACUAGAAUGAAGGGAUAUUUCACCAAUCACUCUUUGCGA